Messenger RNA from Punctularia strigosozonata HHB-11173 SS5, 1058 nucleotides. RefSeq lists its product as uncharacterized. The transcript has 4 exons. Bases 1 to 1014 code for a protein of 337 amino acids. The record is from RefSeq and is a predicted model, not a curated record. Lineage: Eukaryota; Fungi; Basidiomycota; Agaricomycetes; Corticiales; Punctulariaceae.
AUGUCCUCCGAGAUCCUGCUGCUGUUCGAUCCCUCAGGGAUGGGCCGGGUGGUGAGCGGAGGUCCAAUCACAGCAGUGUCUGGGCAGACCAUCAAAGGAAUCGUCAAUAUGGACGCAGCCCUUGCUGAGGUUGAAGGGAUCGAUCAUGUCAAGAUCGCCCUCGCUGGGACGGUAGAGACGUCUAUACGAGGAACGGACGACAGUGUUAGCCUUCUGCGCAAGGAGUUGGUUCUAUGGCGCAACGGGAUCUCGCCUCAAUCUCCGCGAAGCACCCUCACCCGAUUACCCUUCAGCUUCAGAAUCCCGAAGACGUUGCCACCCUCUUUCGAUACCGAUCCCGACUAUGAAACUAUGAGAGAUACUAGAGGAGCAGUCCGUUACGUGCUGGAAGUCAGUGGUGUCAUGCCGCGAGAGGGGUGGUUGAAGUGCGUUCGGCGAGGAUACGCAAACAUCAAGCUGACGUCUCUCGUAUCCCCCGAACCACUGGGAGUCACUGAUUCUAUACCCUUGGCCGCGGGUGCACGAGUGUCUCAUCGCGUUCAUGAAUGCGUUCGUCCGCAUUGGUGGGCAAGACCAUGUCGAGCAGAGCUCGAGCUGGCGCUGCCUUACAGGCUCACAUAUCCAACAGGUACGCUGGUGCCUCUGCAACUUCUUGUCGAGACUACCACUCGACCCAUGAAGACAAGCCUCAUUCCGAAGGCCAUCUCGCGGUUACUGUUUCCCGCACCGCCUUCAGAAGCUAUCUCUAUAGACCUAUGGAUAGAACGCCAAUCAUUCCUGAAUGCUAAGAACAGAACCCAUACAGUCUCCGACCGCCUUGACCCUCUGCAACUUCCUCCUCUCGGACCAGAAACACCGCUAGAAUUGCAGCGGUCCGAGAAGGCUUCUCAGCUUGUAGUCGAAGACCCAAUUUGGACUCGAUCGAAAUCCAAAUGGACCUGCGAGUGCACAGUUCGCCUCGAGACCUCGGCCAUCUUUCCGUGCGUGCCCUCCUUUGAAACUCUCAAUUUUUAGUACUUCCUUCGAGUUCGCGUCGUUCUCCCUGGCUGUAAGAAACC